This is a messenger RNA of Protomyces lactucae-debilis, 4644 nucleotides long. RefSeq names its product GNAT acetyltransferase 2-domain-containing protein. Bases 1 to 4644 code for a protein of 1547 amino acids. The record is from RefSeq and is a predicted model, not a curated record. The transcript has 3 exons. Gene Ontology annotation, molecular function: 18S rRNA cytidine N-acetyltransferase activity; ATP binding; tRNA binding. NCBI's taxonomy places the organism in Eukaryota, Fungi, Ascomycota, Taphrinomycetes, Taphrinales, Protomycetaceae. Gene Ontology annotation, cellular component: nucleolus; 90S preribosome. Gene Ontology annotation, biological process: rRNA acetylation involved in maturation of SSU-rRNA.
AUGUGGCUCACAAGCAGCGCCCUCUUGUCCGCCUCCAUCGCCCUCAUCCAUGCAGCGAACCCAUCCACACCCCUCGCCGCCAGUGUCUACAAAUUCCCAGGCAAUCACGAAACACCCAUCGGCUUGACCCCUGCCGAGUCCCGUCAAGUCUUUAGUGAGAUCUUUGGUGUGUCCAAGUACCAUAAACUAGGCAUGCUGGGCCAACAAAUCAAAGUCCUUGAGCAUCUCGUUCGAAAGACAACACACCAUCUCUUCAGACAGAGUGAGGAAGUGGAAUUGGAUGAAGCAGGCGCAUUGGACCGUGCGCAGCAUGGAGGACUUUGGCAGAGUCCUCGAUGUGGGGUUGUCUUGAAUAUCGCUGGCAUUACGGAUGCCAAGCACAUCUUCCCAGAGGAAAAAGCACUCUACCAAAUCCCAAACUCGCCACGCUCAUCCGCCUACAGUGAUUUAUUACUACGAUUGCUCGAUCAAGCAGACAUGUUGCACCACAACAAACUUGAGCAUGUCUAUCGCAAUGCAGCCGGUGGUGGACUUUGGUUGAGUCCACCGCUCAAGUAUAUCCACGAUCACGUCCGGCACGGCGCUUCAUUGCCACUCUUCACACAGCAUUUCGGUCAAGACAUUGCUCAGCACUUCGACAUCACCGUACGUGAAGAUCGUGGGUUCAUUGGAGAGAUGUGUGCGCUGGAGUCCUUCAUGGAUGCCCUUUCCCGCGCACCAACGCCACUCUCUGGACAAUUCGCAGCAGGUCAUUUAGUGGGUCUUGAAGUACUUCUCAUCAAAUAUGGCGUUCAUUCAAAAACCUAUGCUGCGGGCGUCAAGGCAAUGCAACAGUCUUUGCGUCAACUGGCCGGUAAGAUCCAUGAACUGGAUCCACACCAGUUAUUGUACGUAUCGUUGCUACCGCCUGUUCAUGACGCAGUUGCACAGAAUGGCAAGACGUUGUUGAAACGCUGGCAGCAGAACAUCGAAGCAUUUGGUGAUCAUGAAGCAGAGGAAUCUGUUGUGGGUUCGUUGAAAACCGCAGCAGCAUCGGGCUGUUUUACGUCGCAGGAGGAUUGUGAGAAGGCGACGCAGCAGUGUUCUGGACAUGGCAAGUGCAAGAAACUAUCACGCGGUGGCAACGAAGGCAAGUGUUUUGCAUGCGCCUGUGAACCGUCCAUCAAGAAGAACGAUGCCGGUCAAAAGACCACAGAUUGGGCAGGACCAGCAUGCAACAAGAAGGAUGUGAGUUUUGAGUUUCAAAUCUUCUUUUGGUUUACGGUGAUGAUGGUGGCGACGUUGUGGUGGGCAGUCAAGAUGCUUGCUAGUAUCGAGAUUGGCGGCGGUGUGCUUGGUGCAACGGGUCAUAUCAAGGGUACAAGAAGCAAGAAGCAAGCAGCAGCAAGCUGUAUGAACUUGGAUGCUGCCUGCUACAACAAGCAAAAGCCGCACGCUCCUCACACACGCUCAGCUGCCAUGCCGAAAAAGGCCAUCGACGCGCGUAUACCGGCGCUCAUCAAGAAUGGCGUCCAGGAAAAGAAGCGAUCCAUUUUCGUUGUUGUUGGCGAUAAAGGGCGUGACCAAAUCGUCAACCUCCAUUGGCUUCUCUCACAGUCCAAGGUCGCUUCACGGCCGUCUGUGCUUUGGAUGUACAAGAAGGACCUGAUGGGAUUCACCUCUCAUCGUAAGAAGCGCGAGUUGAAGAUCAAAAAGGAAAUCAAGCGUGGCAUUCGUGACCCAAACGAUGCGCAAGAUCCAUUCGAGCUCUUCAUUGCAGUCACCAACAUCCGGUAUACCUACUACAAAGAGUCUGAAAAGGUGCUCGGUCAGACAUUCGGCAUGUGCGUAUUGCAGGAUUUCGAAGCACUCACGCCAAACCUCCUUGCAAGAACCAUUGAGACGGUCGAAGGUGGCGGUAUCAUUGUCCUGCUGCUCAAAACAAUGACGAGCUUGAAACAGCUAUAUACUAUGUCAAUGGAUGUGCAUUCUCGCUACAGAACAGAAGCGAGGGAUGAUGCCGUAGCCCGAUUCAAUGAGCGAUUCAUUCUGUCACUCACACAAAAUCCGCAUGCGCUCGUCGUGGAUGAUGAACUCAAUGUGCUUCCAGUAUCUGGUGCCAAGCACGUCAAACUCCUUCCUCCUGUUGUCGAGCAAGAAACAAAACAAGGCACAGAGCUCAAAGCACUCAAAAAGAAUUUAGAAGAUACGCAACCAGCAGGUGCAUUGGUUGAAGCUACAAGAACGCUGGAUCAAGCAAAAGCCGUCCUCACUUUUAUCGAUGCUAUUGCAGAAAAGACUCUCAAAUCAACCGUUGCGCUAACGGCUGGUCGAGGUCGUGGAAAGUCAGCUGCGCUUGGUCUUGCCGUUUCUUCAGCCAUUGCGCAUGGCUACUCCAAUAUUUUCAUCACCAGUCCAUCGCCAGAAAAUCUCAAGACGCUGUUUGAAUUUGUCUUCAAGGGCUUCGACGCGCUCAAGUACGCAGAGCAUCUGGAUUACGAGAUUAUCCAAUCCACCAACGUCGCCUUCAACAAGUCCAUUGUUCGUGUCAACGUCUUCCGCGGUCACCGUCAAACGAUCCAAUAUAUUCGUCCAGAAGACGCAGCGGUGCUGGGACAAGCCGAGUUGGUCGUCAUUGACGAGGCGGCAGCCAUUCCUUUGCCACUUGUCCAGAAACUCAUUGGUCCAUACCUUGUCUUUAUGGCAUCCACUAUCAACGGUUAUGAAGGUACAGGUCGCUCUCUGUCGCUCAAACUCGUCUCGCAACUUCGUGAGCAGUCUCGAGGUUUCGUUGGUACUGGCAAGCGGAAAUCUGGUGGUGAUGCAGAAGUCGUUGAGCGAAGUGGUAAAGUCCAGCAGAGUACCAUGAGUGGCCGCACAUUGCGAGAGAUUUCACUGCAAGAACCCAUUCGAUAUGCGCAGGGAGAUCCAAUUGAGAGCUGGCUCAACAAGUUGCUUUGCCUGGAUGCCAACAUUACACCAAAGAAGCGUGAUGCAGGUUGCCCACAUCCUUCACAAUGCCAAUUGUACGUGGUCAAUCGCGAUACAUUGUUCAGUUUCCACCCAGUAUCGGAGGCAUUCUUGCAAAAGAUGAUGGCGCUCUACGUCGCUUCACACUACAAAAACUCGCCCAAUGACCUACAACUCAUGAGUGAUGCGCCGGCGCAUCAAUUGUUUGUGUUGUUGCCGCCUGUCAAUGAAGACGACAAAGGGUUGCCAGAGCCGCUUUGCGUUGUUCAGCUCGCUUUGGAAGGACAAAUUUCAAAAGAAUCUGUCCUCAAUACCCUCUCACGUGGACAACGAGCAGGCGGCGAUCUGAUCCCAUGGCUUGUCUCGCAACAAUUUCAAGAUGACGAAUUUGCUGGACUAUCGGGUGCACGUGUGGUGCGUAUUGCUACGAACCCAGAGUACACAAAAAUGGGCUAUGGCUCGCGUGCGCUACAACUAUUGGACGAUUGGUAUGCCGGCAAAAUCACAAGCUUGGAUGAAAGUACCACUACAAACACCGAGGCUGAACUCACACGCGUCACGGAUGCUGAAUUGGAACAAGCGACGCUCGCCACUGACUCGAUCUCGGUACGUGAUCCAAGGAAGAUGCCGCCCUUGCUGCUCAAGCUCUCAGAGAAGCGACCAGACACAUUACACUACCUCGGUGUCUCUUACGGCAUGACUUCGCAAUUACACAAGUUUUGGAAGCGUGCUGGCUACGCUCCUGUUUAUUUGCGUCAAACGGCCAAUGACUUGACUGGUGAGCAUACGUGUGUUAUGAUCAAGGUGCUUGGCGAGGACGCUACGUGGCUAUCUGCAUUUGCAAAGGACUUCAAGAAACGAUUCAUGAAUCUGCUGGGUUAUCAGUUCAAGAGCUUUUCAGCCAUUGCUUCGCUGUCCAUUAUGGAAUCAGCUGACAUGGCCGCAAAACAGCAAGAAGACACACAGUCUGCACGUCCAUUGACGAAAGAUGAGGUGGAUGCCAUGCUGAGUCCGUUUGAUAUGAAGCGACUCGAAUCGUAUGCAAGCAACUUGCUCGACUAUCACGUUAUUGUUGAUCUGCUUCCAAUGAUGGCUGAACUCUACUUCUCAGGCCGCUUUGAAUCGCAAGGUUUGGAGCUGUCUGGAGUACAGAGCUGCAUCUUGCUCAGUUUGGGCUUGCAAAGGAAAUUGGUGGAUCAAGUCGAGCAAGAAUUGAAUUUGCCAAACAAUCAGAUCCUCGCUAUGCUAGUCAAGGUCCUGAAGAAGUUAUCAACAUGUCUCUCGCAAAUUCAGAGACAAGCAAUUGAAUCAACUCUACCAUCUGAGCCUGUUCGUCGGGAAGAAGCACUUGAGACUGAUGACGAGGAAGAGACGGGUCAGACUUUCCAACCACUUCAGCAAACACUGGAGGAGGAUCUUGAAGAAGGUGCAGCAGAAGACAAAGCAGCACGCGCUGUACGUGAACAACAGCAGCAACUCAUCAAUUCGCUGGAUCUGAGUCAGUAUGCAAUUGAAGGUGGGGAUACAGAUUGGCAGGGUGCAGAGAAGCAGGUCGGCCAGCAAGGUGCUAGUAAGACUGUUGGCGUCAAGAGCGUCAAGCGGAGACAGCAGGGCGAGAAUGCUGCUGCUGCUGUCUUGGAGCAAGAAGAGAAGGAUGCCCGCAAGGCGAAAAAAGCACGGAAGAACAAGCAUUGA